AUGGGUUGUUCAAAUUCAGGGAAAGCACACCCCCCAACACAACAUAGACCUCCGCCAGGAGCUCAUCAGCCUGGAUAUCCUCAACAACAGAUGGGAUAUGCUCCUCAGCAGCCUCAACCAGUUUACCAUCAGCAGCCUGGAUAUGCCCCUCAGCCUAUGGCCCAGCCAAUGGCCCAACCAAUGGCUCAGCCAAUGGCUCAGCCACAGCCAAGAGCUCACCACAAGCCUCAAGCCAGACAACAAGCUGCCCCCGGUUCUACAGUUGUGCAUCACUAUCACCAUCAUGAUCCAAGCGCUGAAUAUCGCAGACACCCAGACGAUCCUUACAAGAGACACAGAGUUGUGAGAAGAAGGAACAGCAGAGGAGAAUCUUUUGACAGUAUUAUAUCAAGUAUUUUCAGUGAUUUGUGGAGCAACAGUAGUCAUAGUCCAAGAAGAUAUGGAGCAGGAGGAUAUUCUCGUCAUCAAAAUGUUGACACUGAUAUUAAUAUUGUUAACCAGAACAUCAACCAAACUAUUGUGAACAAUAACAUUGCUCAAGAGGCUCCUCAAGCAGUGGAUGCAGCUCCUGAGAAUGAAGUUCCAUUGGAUCAAAAUGCUGCAAUUGAACAACCUCCAGCUGAAGAACCAGCCCCAGAAGAGCCUGCUCCAGAAGAGCCUGCUCCAGAAGAGCCUGCUCCGGAAGAGCCCGCUUCAGAAGAGCCAGCCCUAGAAGAACCCGCUCCUGAGGAACCUGCUGAGCCAGAAUAUGUUGAACCUGAACCAGAGCCAGAGUAUGUUGAGCCAGAACCAGAGCCUUAUGAAGAACCAUACCAAGAACCCGAACCUUACGAAGAGCCAGAGCCAGAAUAUGAAGAGCCUGAACCAGAACCAGAAUAUGAAGAACCUGAAUACGAUGAACCUGAUGAUGGAGGAGAUUAUUAAGGAUGGAAAGUAAAAAGAGUGUUAUAAAUCAAUAACAAUUUGC
Molecule: messenger RNA, 967 nt
Organism: Moneuplotes crassus
Lineage: Eukaryota; Ciliophora; Spirotrichea; Euplotida; Euplotidae
Source: the annotation of a GenBank genome assembly